Molecule: messenger RNA, 2572 nt
Organism: Phyllostomus discolor (pale spear-nosed bat)
Lineage: Eukaryota; Metazoa; Chordata; Mammalia; Chiroptera; Phyllostomidae
Gene: LPAR3
Product: lysophosphatidic acid receptor 3
Exons: 3
Coding region: 209-1270 (353 amino acids)
Biological process (GO): G protein-coupled receptor signaling pathway
Cellular component (GO): membrane
Molecular function (GO): lysophosphatidic acid receptor activity
Source: RefSeq, a predicted model, not a curated record
CCUGGACUCCGGACGCGUCGCUGCGGCUACUGGAGAGGAGGCGCGCCGCCGCCACCCACCGAGUCCUCCGCUCCUCGCGCCCGGCGGGAACUGGGCACCUUGUCGCCCCGUCGCUCAGGGCCCGAGGGCAUGCGGCAGCCGCAGGGGCCCCGGCUCCCGGGCUCGGCGGCGCUGGCAAUCUUGAGCGGAUGUUCAAGUCUUCUCCACAAUGAAUGAGUGUCACUAUGAUAAGCAGAUGGACUUUUUUUAUAAUAAGAGCAACACUGACACCCCCGACGACUGGACAGGGACGAAGCUUGUGAUCGUUUUAUGUGUUGGAACGUUUUUCUGUCUGUUUAUUUUCUUUUCUAAUUCUCUGGUCAUCGCAGCGGUGAUUAAAAACAGAAAGUUUCAUUUCCCCUUCUACUACCUGUUGGCUAACCUGGCGGCCGCAGAUUUCUUCGCUGGAAUUGCCUAUGUGUUCCUCAUGUUCAACACUGGCCCCGUUUCAAAGACUUUGACUGUCCACCGCUGGUUUCUCCGCCAGGGGCUUCUGGACACCAGCCUGACGGCCUCCCUGACCAAUUUGCUGGUGAUUGCCGUGGAGAGGCACAUGUCAAUCAUGAGGAUGCGGGUCCACAGCAACCUGACCAAAAAGAGGGUGAUAUUGCUCAUUUUACUUGUCUGGGCCAUUGCCAUCUUCAUGGGGGCGGUCCCCACACUGGGCUGGAAUUGCCUGUGCGACAUCUCUGCCUGCUCUUCCCUGGCCCCCAUUUACAGCAGGAGUUACCUCAUUUUCUGGACUGUGUCCAACCUUUUGGCUUUCUUCAUCAUGGUGGUGGUGUACCUGCGGAUCUACAUGUACGUCAAGAGGAAAACCAACGUCUUGUCUCCACAUACAAGUGGGUCCAUCAGCCGCCGGAGGACGCCCAUGAAGCUGAUGAAGACAGUGAUGACUGUCUUAGGGGCCUUCGUGGUGUGCUGGACCCCGGGCCUUGUCGUUCUGCUGCUGGAUGGCCUGAAUUGCAAGGAGUGCGGCCUGCAGCACGUGAAAAGUUGGUUCCUGCUGCUGGCCUUGCUCAACUCCCUCAUGAACCCUGUCAUCUACUCCUACAAGGAUGAGGACAUGUACAGCACCAUGAAGAAGAUGAUCUGCUGCUUGUCUCAGAAGAAACCGGAGCGGCGGGCCUCCCGCAUCACUUCCACAGUCCUCAGCAGGAGCGAUACGGGCAGCCAGUACAUGGAAGAUGGUAUCAGCCAAAACACACCCAGCAACAAGAGCAGUUCCUAAACCAUGGGAGCCCUCUGCCCACCCAGCCUCACUGGGGAAAGCUAUUGAGGAAACCUGUCUCUAACAAAGCCCAUGUACAGUGUUAUUCAAGGUCUGCAUUAAUCAUUGCUAGAUUAAAAAAAGAAUUGUUUUACAUAGUUUAAAAGCAUGGGCAGUAGAGGGAGGAUACUGUGCAUUUAGAGAAAAUGCACAGGCAGGGAGAAGCUAGCACCCUGGAUUCCUGCCCACUGCCCGUGCUGUGAACUGCUCGGAGCUCCGCAGCCUGGACGUGCGUCCUGGGCUCUGCUGCCAUCUUGUAGCCAUUCUCUUUGUGUUUUAAAAGAUGUCAGUAAAGGGCUUAGGCCAAAAUAAAUAAUACUGUUACUUGAGCCACUUUACAUAGCUGCUUGGAAUGCCUAUGUAGUUCUUUCCGCAUACAUUUAAAAAUUGUUAAAAUGCUUCAGCAGUGAUCUUUUUUUUCUCAAAGAAACCAUGGCCAGUAGCUAGGUAUUCAGUAGGAAUCUCAGAAUAACAAAUUGGCAAGAGCUCCAGGUAAAACUUGAUUUUUAGCAUAACAUUCUGAGGAUAAGGAUUUACUGUAAAAUAAUAACAGAAAAGGUCAACAUUGAAACUUUUCCUGAAGCAGAAAAAAAAAGCCCUUGUUGUGGCCCUCUGAUUAUGCAUGAGUGUGUGAAUGCAUCUUAUAUUUAUACAUUUCAGAUUUGUAUUUAAAGACAUCAAAGACAGGGUUGAUGAAAUAAACUCAGUGGCCACCUAGACUUCCAAGUGUAGGAUUAUAGCUGAAGAAAUGACCUGGUGUGUUCUAAAGAUAAGAGAAAGAGGUGAUUCAUUUGAAAACAGACAUUCAGCAGAGUAAAAGGUAUGUUGACAAGUGAGCUGAAGUCCUUCCAUAUAGGAUCAAAGAUGAGCUUGAUUCAAGUUCUUAUUGUCAGGUACCUCCCUACCACUGGUGGCCUGUCAGAGUUAGUACAUGGACUAAUUUUCACAUCUCAUAUUUUUCCCAUGCUUAUGAACAUGCUUCUGGUUCUUGUCUUACUCGUGGACUGAAUUUUGAUGGGGGUCUUAUUUAAAAAUUUUUCCCCUUCAAAGACUUUAGUAGGCAACAUGAAAGGCAGGUCAGCAAGAAAAAAAAAGUUUCAUAUACAUAGGCUACUGACCAAAGUUUUCUGUGUAAAGCAUUUAGAGUAUAUUCUGAUUUUAAAAUAACUAUAACUUCAAGGCAGAUAUUAUAGUAUUUAUGUAGUUUGCAAAAGAAGUUUACAUUUUUUGCUAUUGUGAUAUAACAUGUAUGUGCAAGAACUA